Messenger RNA from Symbiodinium sp. CCMP2592, 477 nucleotides. NCBI's taxonomy places the organism in Eukaryota, Dinophyceae, Suessiales, Symbiodiniaceae. The record is from the annotation of a GenBank genome assembly.
GCCGAUGAAGCGGCGUCGCAGCAAAGGCUGCAGGAGCUGCGCACGGGUUAUGCCGAGCAGGGCGCAGCGUGGCUUCGCACCGAGCUGGACGAGCAAAACCGGCAGGAGCUGGCUGAGCUCUGCAUCGCUGCGGAUGUGCGACAGAAGUCAGCCGGGCGCAAGCUCUCCAGAGCGGAGUUGUUGGAAGCUCUAUCACAGAGCAUUGCCGGGGAGCAGGCUUCAUGGGGAAGCGGCGUUUUUGAGGCCGAUGAAGCGGCGUCGCAGCAAAGGCUGCUCGAGCUGCGCACGGGUUAUGCCGAGCAGGGCGAAGCCUGGCUCCGCGGCGAGUUGGGGAAGCACGGCAAGGAUGAGCUGGUUGGGCUCUGUGUCGCUGCGGGUUUGCAACGACACCGUGCCGGGUGCACGCUUACCAAGCCGGAGUUGUCGAAAGCUCUAUCACAGAGCAUUGCCGGGGAGCAGGCUUCAUGGGGAAGCGGC